Mucor mucedo is the source of this 849-nucleotide messenger RNA. RefSeq lists its product as uncharacterized. The record is from RefSeq and is a predicted model, not a curated record. The transcript has a single exon. Bases 1 to 849 code for a protein of 282 amino acids. Lineage: Eukaryota; Fungi; Mucoromycota; Mucoromycetes; Mucorales; Mucoraceae.
AUGCUGAAGUCUGACCAGACAGAAUGCGUACAAAUCUUGGACAUACUCGAUAUAAUCACCAAGCCAUGCCUUACUAACCGUAGCAUUCGUUCUGAUGACGAUGCAAGUGAACUGACAUGUUAUCGCAAAUUUGCAAAGGUACUCGAUGAAAUCUUAGAUAACAUCAUGUUAGACAUUCUGGAUGGAGAAAGAGUAUCUAAAGCUUCCAAGACCGUGGCCAAAAACCUAGAAAAAACAUAUAAUUCAAGCAUUCCUUUGCACAAUGGUUUUGGUAGAAGAAUCGACUUGAUUCUUGCGACGAAAGAUAUAGAGCUGUCCACGAGCGAGUGGAAAAAGAAGAAGACUCCUGCUGCCAAAUGUCUACAACAACAAGCGAAGAACAUCAGAAUCAACAAGGCAAUCUUGAGAUACUUUUUGGACCUUCCUAUCUCUGAAACUGACAAGAGCAAGGUGAUAACAGUUGGUAUGGAUUGGACGGGUAACAUGGAGUACAUGUUUGCUGUCAAGCCACUUGAUGAUGUCUUUGUCACCAGAACACUUUACACACUCACUAUACCCACAUAUAUUGAUGAACUACCCUCUUUUAUUGAUACUCUUGACCAUCUUUAUUCAUGGCGUAAUUAUCAUGUACUUUUAAGGAUAUUAUUCUUAAAACUCUUUCUAAACGCGAAAAAGAGAGGUUUUUUUUACUCUGUGCUUGGCUCCUCUACCACCACCACUACUGAUGGUAGUACCUCACCCAAUAUUUACUUGACGCCUACCCAAUCUCGCCGAAGAAGAGCUAUAUCUGACAUUCAAGACGAAGAGCAAGAAGAGUAUCGAGAAGAUUACGAAGAUGAGGAUGAAUGA